CUCACGCAUCUGCCAAGCCUGCAGCUUCCGUGAGGCUGUGAAGGACAACUUGCAUUAAGGGCGGUCACGAACGAGCUUCUGCUGGCAAAUGCGCGAUUCACAUGUUUACUUGCAGACGCAAAUGGUCGAUUCGGCGGUUCCGAGCUUGCGCGGGGACCGCAGCGAAGCAAAGCGGAGCGAAAAUGUGUUCCCUCAAAUUGUCACCGUCGGCUACCGCUUCGGACCCCUGAUAAACUUGAUAUCUGUUGGCAUCUGUCGCGGGUUGCCGAUGGCGCGCCGUACCUCGCAAUUUGGGCAUUAAAGCCCCGCGUUCGGGCGUGCGUCUGCCUGUUUCCCUCAAUACACAUUUCCAGCUAGCCAUCCAUUGCGGGCUUGUUCAACUUAUUACCUGCUCACUUUAACGUGAAAGCAAAAAACGAAUGAUUCACGCGACUGUGCCUCCGCACCGCUUCGUCAAUGCCGCUGAUGGCUCGGGCUCUCGCUCUUCGAGGCGCCCUCACAAGAUGUGGCUAGCCUGGCUGGCUAGGGCUGCGCGCGGAGUCAAGGGCGUGUGGAAGCAUUUCGCUCGGCACUGCUCGCUCGCGAGCACUGGCAUUGCGACCCCGUCGGACUGCGCUGCGUCGCCGGCAACACUGUCGCGGAGCACUUCCGACAACAGUCUCCGCUCGGCAGAUAGCUUUGACCGGAUCCGUGAGGUCAAAGUCGCCUUCGAGCCUGCGGUUGUGUGCGUCAGCAGCGACCCCAACAGCUGCUCCUCCAAAUCCGCACUCGCGCCUCCGCCGGCGCCUAAGCAGCAGAAGCCCGCCAAGCCCGCGCGCAUCCUGCUCCCAGUCGCGUCCAUUGCCGCCGCGCUGCACGGUGCUGCGCCGGCGGCUAGCGGCUGUGACGCUGCUGGCGGUGACGUGAUCCCGGCAGAGGCCUGCGUGGCUUACUCGGUGCUGUCUUCGCCCCGGCCAAUGGCCCUCGGCGGCAACCUGCUGAGCGGUCCGCGCCAGCUGCAGGCCUCCUUCUUGAAGCUGCAGCAGGCGGCCAGUGACGCCGCCACCUCCGUGGCAGCCAAGCCCGUUAGCAUUGCCGCCGCCGCUGCCGCUGCGGCAGCGCCGGCGUCGGUGCAGCAGCAGGAGGUGCCCACCCCGGUCAUGUCGGCUGAGGAGCACGCCGCGGCGCAGGCGGCUCAGGCGCGCCAAUUUGCGGAGUGGCGCCGGGCCGACAUGGAGCAGACGGCGGCGCAGGACGCCACACGCACCGUCUUCCCGACGCUGCACACUGUGUUAAGCUAUCAAUGGUCCAAGGUGCCUUCCGUCUACACGGAGGUGUCGGUGGCGCCGGGCUUUGUGAUACAGCCCAAGGCGGCAAGCGCCUAAUAAUGCGCCGCUAUGCAGCUGCCGGGCAGGACGGAUCAGCGGACCACGCGCGCGGCGGCUGGCAGCAGCUUGACCGGCGGGCGCGCGGCCUUGCGCCUGACGAGCGCGCACUACACUGACCGCAAACGACAAAGGGUACUAUGGAGUUAAGGCCGCAACAAGCAGCGGCAAGAGGGGUGGCGUGCCACUUGGUAUAAGUAUGCAGGUAUAAGCAAAGGCACUACUUGUGCCUAUUCGCAGCAAGAUAAUGAGGCCGCACGGCUAAUUGGCCACGCCUUCAGAUGAGGUGACAGCCAUCCCAUUGAAUGGAUGGUCCUAACGGAACACCAGCCGCCGUGACAAGCGUAGGAGUGAGCUCGCAGGCUCGCAGCAUGACGUCCCGGAACUUUCGCAGGGUGCUUGACACUACUGGGUGCGAUACUGCACCAGCAGUGCACCUAGUGCACUAAGUGCACUAACAAGCCCUAUCUGCGGCGUUGAUUCACGCCGCACACAUACAUGCUCAGAAUGAAGUGAUUACUGCGCGCCGCAAAUGUGCGCUGCCGGAUGUCGAUGUGGGGCGUGCCUCCCAGCCCCCUAGAGUGAACUAUGAGUGAUUCGCAGCUCGGGCCCAAGCAGGGGUUUUGUAUGAUACCUAGAGAUUUGUGGCCGGAUGGAGUGGUUGAACGCGUACGUAAAUGCGGGCACAGCAAGGACUAGUGUAUGGAUUGAUUUAAGCUCCCCGUAGAAGGCGCAAGCCUAUGGAGAGCCGUAGAGUAGGUUUCGCAAGCAAUAGAUUGAUUUAAGCUCCCCGUAGAAGGCGCAAGCCUAUGGAGAGCCGUAGAGUAGCGCACCGCCCGGGUGCUGGCCAGCAGAUUGGCGGCUUCAGCUGGGGCGGGGCUUAGGGCCUCUCUGUGAUACUUUUGGUUCAGGACUGUUGUAUGCAAGUCCCACACAAGAAGCUCGCUCUUGGUGGCUGCGCCUCCGAAGGUGAGGGGCGGUGCUUUUGUGGCCGGUCGGAAAGCAUCUGACGUAGAUGGAUACCAUAGUGUUUCCCCAAAGGGUUGGGCGAGGUCCCAUCCAGUUGACUAUGUUGUGGCACCGAACAGCGGAUGGCCCGACUGAUGGUGCAUGCGUAUUAGAUGGUGAACUACGCGUGGUGACAGUGCCGCAGUGGCCUUGGCAAUGGCCAGGAUACCCGCAGACUGUAAAGGAUGGAGUUG
Messenger RNA from Chlamydomonas reinhardtii, 2566 nucleotides. RefSeq lists its product as uncharacterized. The coding region runs from base 420 to 1364 and encodes 314 amino acids. The record is from RefSeq and is a predicted model, not a curated record. The transcript is spliced from 2 exons. NCBI's taxonomy places the organism in Eukaryota, Viridiplantae, Chlorophyta, Chlorophyceae, Chlamydomonadales, Chlamydomonadaceae.